GCAGAUCUUCGCUGCCGAGUCAACAUCUUUGAGCGUCGGCAGCUUCCGAGGCCAGAUAGGAAACUAUGUGAAAGAAUCUUCUGAUGUCAUAAUUUCUGGGUGUCACUAGAACAUUUGGUCAUCAUCCCUUGGCAAUUCCCUUCUAUGGACGGUCAGUAGAAGCGAUUGAUUUAUUCACCUCUACAGGAAUCAGACUUGGCUUAUUUUGAUUUUCAGUGAAUUAUGCCUUUUCGGUUUGGGACCCAGCCAAGGAGCUUUCCACUGGAAGGAGGAGAUUCUUCAGUUGGGCUGGAAUUGGGGCUGAGCUCCAGUGCUGCCUGUAACGGGAAAGAGAUAUCACCAACCAGGCAACUUCGAAGAUGCCCUGGAAGUCAUUGCCUGACAAUAACCGAUGUUCCCAUCACUGUCUAUGCAACAAUGAGAAAGCCACCUGCACAAAGCAGCAAGGAAAUGCAUCCUAAAUAGCAUCAUGAAGUCUUUUGUAGAGGGUUGACUAGGUCAGGGGUAAUGGAACAGGAUCAUCUUAUAAUCUGGUAAACAAAUAAAGUGGUGGCA
Lepus europaeus (European hare) is the source of this 555-nucleotide messenger RNA. It is a transcript of the gene FAM229B, whose product is annotated as family with sequence similarity 229 member B. The record is from RefSeq and is a predicted model, not a curated record. The transcript has 4 exons. Lineage: Eukaryota; Metazoa; Chordata; Mammalia; Lagomorpha; Leporidae. Bases 223 to 465 code for a protein of 80 amino acids.